Messenger RNA from Haliotis rubra (blacklip abalone), 3613 nucleotides. RefSeq lists its product as uncharacterized. Gene Ontology annotation, molecular function: zinc ion binding; metalloendopeptidase activity. Gene Ontology annotation, biological process: proteolysis. Lineage: Eukaryota; Metazoa; Mollusca; Gastropoda; Lepetellida; Haliotidae. The coding region runs from base 156 to 3548 and encodes 1130 amino acids. The transcript has 24 exons. The record is from RefSeq and is a predicted model, not a curated record.
CAUUUGAAGUUGUUGUAUAUCUACGUGUUCUGUGGAUCGGGGUGAGCUAAGAAGCACGGAGUCUGAAGACGUGUUUGCUACAAGUCGCUGUGGUUGGUUCUUCUUUGUGUUCGAGAGUUUUUGAACGCUUCGAUUCUUCCAACCUCCUGAACGUCAUGAAGUUCGGCUUUACCGUCGCCGUAGUCGUCGUUGUUGUUCUGCUGUUGACGCAUGUGGAGUCUAAACGACGGACCAGGAAGAGGAAAAACAGGCCAAAGAAUUAUGUGCUGCCACGUUAUGAGGAGGCUCCAGGCGUCCCUGACUACGUCUCCAACUUCCUCGUCCACGGUGUCGUUGACCACUAUCGCCACCCGCCCAAGGUCAACCACAGAGACGGUGGGGCUAAGGAGGCGGAGAUACAACGCGAGACGUUUGAGAUGAAGCGACGACAGCACGGUGAAAAGGGGAAGAAACGUAGCGUGACGUCACAGCUGCUGUCUCGAGAGAGACGUUUCGUUGAUAGCAAGUCGCCAAUCUGGACCAAUGGAAUUGUGCCAUAUGAAUUUGGCAAUAUUACCACCUCCCAGCAGGCCACGGUUCUCCGAGCCAUCGCCACCAUAGAGGAAUACACCUGCAUCCGCUUCUUCGUGAAAGGUUCCCCCGGAUACAGCGUCCCCCACACUAACUACCUUCUCUUCAUCAAAACAUCGUCUUGCUGGUCGUACAUCGGGAUGCAUCACGACCCACAGUACAUCUCCCCCUGCUACAACUUUUUAACCGUUCUGCACGAGAUCAUCCACGCGCUUGGAGCAUGGCACGAGCAUCAACAUUACGAGCGACACCAGCAUCUGCAGUAUUUACCCAACAACGUCCAGAGCGGUCUGGAGAAUAACUUCAUGCUGCCACCAGAAUCCUGGAAGGACGACUUUGUGAACCUCCCUGUGGAUCUGCAGUCAGUCAUGAUGUACGGAGACUAUGACUUCUCCAAAGACAGAUCCUCGAGGAAGACACUCGACCCGUAUUCCGACGACGUCGCAGAGACCCGUGAAGACUACUGGAUCGUGAUGCACGAACUCACCAUUGCCUAUCAGUGUGCUUCCAGGUGCCCUGGGUCUCCACCAGUCUGCUCCAACGGAGGCUACCCCGGCAUCUACAACAGCUCAUGCACCUGCAUCUGUCCUAAACUCCUCGACCCUGCAACAUCGUGCACUACACUUCAGCCAGGAGUGCAGGGUGGUGUGUACUCGCUGACGCCCUCCAACCCGGAAGUGCAGUUCUCUACCCCGGGUGCCCCCGUCACGGGUGUUCCAGCCAACUCAAAGUACAUGUGGAUCUUCUGGGCGCCCAAGGAUGGCUCCAAGAUCGUGGUGGACAUAGAGAAUGUAUUGGUAGCAGGCAGUAGCUCAUCCUGCGUCUCCACGCUCCACAUCUCCAGGGAUCUGAUCGGCCAAUCAGGCAACGAGUACUGCGGCUCUGGGUAUGGUCAAUCUAUUAUUUCCCUGGGCAAUGUAGUGGCCAUCGAGCUGGACGCCGGCACCGCCUCCAACAGCUACAUCAAGGGUAACGCAACCCUACAACCAGCUGAUGACUGGUGCUACGACCUCAGUGACAAGGGAGAGACCUACAACGACAACGUCAACGUGGCAGUCACCAACGCCGCCUGCCUGCCCUGGUCCCAGGCGUCCAGCUGCGAAUAUUACCCAGCUGAGAUGACCCUCAUGGCCGACUACAGCGGCAACAACUGCAGGAACCCCGAGGGGGUGCUCCCCCAGCCUUGGUGCUACACCUACAUCGGCGAAUUCAGCUGUGAGAUCACCUUGUGUGAUGUGUGUCAGUUCGGCAGGACCUACGACAGCUACGACAACUGCGACGAACUCAUCGACAACAACGCGGACUACUGCAGCACACCUACAUCACAGUUCAGUUGUCGAAAAACAUGCGAAGAGCAGGCAACUCCAACGACAACAGCGUCUACCACUACUACACCAACAACUACUUCGUCCACCACUACUACACCAACAACGACUUCGUCUACCACUACUACACCAACAACGACGUCGUCUACCACUACUACACCAACAACGACUUCGUCUACCACUACUACACCAACAACGACUUCGUCUACCACUACUACACCAACAACUACUUCGUCCACCACAACUACACCAACGACGACUUCGUCCACCACUACUACACCAACAACUGCUACUUCUACCACUACUACACCAACAACUACUUCGUCCACCACAACUACACCAACGACGACUUGGUCCACCACUACUACACCAACAACAACUACAACAACAGCAACAACUACAAAGGUGACAACAACGACCUCACCACCUACGAUGAGGGUGUGUCCGUCUGGCUACACUCAAUACGCCGGGGAUGGUCAGUGCUAUAAAUUCUUCACCUCUAAAAGGAAUUACGGCCAGGCCAAGAGAACGUGCUCCCGGGACGGGGGCGAAAUAACGUCUGUUGAGUCGGCCGCCGUCAACUUGUUCCUAGUCCAACUCAGAGCUGCCGCAGGAUUUUCCUCUUCUCCGAUGUUUAUCAACGCCAAGUGGAACAGGAAGGAUCAGUACUGGUUCUGGGUGCCCCUGGGGAGGAAGCUCAAGGUCGCCAGCUUCUACACCAACUGGGACUCCAAUAACCCCGACGGCCCCGACGGUGGCGCUGCUGCGAAGAUCAAGUGUGUGUUGAUGGAGUCAGCGUCUGAGGGGAGUCAGUGGAUCCCCAGAAGGUGUAACAAAAACUACUUCAUCUGCAGGACCAACACCGUCUCCGGAACCCCUGAUUCCAAGUGCUGUGACUUCCGGUCCGAAUGUCAGACGUUCCUGCACGAUGAUCCCGCAAUGUGCAAGAAGAAGCUAGCCAAGAGCUGCCCGGCAACCUGCGGCCAAUGCAACCCUAACGAUAUCACGUGCACGGUGCCCACACCUGCCGCUGCUGACCGCGUGGCUGUGAAGGGGUCCCAGUCUCAGCUGACUCCCGGUCAGUUCGUGAGGUACAGGUGUAGGAGGCGGUAUGUCCUCAAGUCCGGGGCGCUGAGGCGGGCGUGCACACUGACGGGGGCGCUGACGGAUGACGCUCCAGUCUGCACAGACAUAUCCAACACCGUGUCGAGCGUGAACGGCCGUAAACUGGAGCCUAUGCUGAACUUCCCGAGCGACUUCCAGCUGUACGGCAAGCCCGUCAUCAAGCGCCACGGUCGGGUGUCGCAGUGGAAGGCGUUCUGUGCCACGAAGGGGGAGGUCGUCUUCAUGGUGCUGAGGAACGAGAAGAGGAACAGGUCAAAGAUCGUCGGCGUCAACAAGGUGAAGUGCAUGAACGACCGCGUGAUGACGUGGGAUGUGGACGAGAGGGAGCGUAUCACGGUGCAGCCUGGGGAUUUCCUGGGAGCGGGGGACCAGGAAGGGGGACAUCUCCAAUACAGCUGGUGUGACGGGGGAAGGAAGAUGACGUAUAGCACGUACACGGAAUCCGAGCUCCGACCAGGGUUAACAGUGGUUACGGAGGGCAGAGAAUGUCUCGUUAUUGAAAUGGAUGCUGUCAUCGUUCCUCUGUAAAUAGGGGCAGCCAUUUUGUUACUGUGUAUCACACGUGAACGGAAAUAAAAAUGGACUGUCACAAA